Messenger RNA from Sphaeroforma arctica JP610, 553 nucleotides. RefSeq lists its product as hypothetical. Bases 1 to 258 code for a protein of 85 amino acids. Gene Ontology annotation, molecular function: guanyl-nucleotide exchange factor activity. Gene Ontology annotation, biological process: positive regulation of GTPase activity; Ras protein signal transduction. Gene Ontology annotation, cellular component: plasma membrane. The transcript is spliced from 2 exons. The record is from RefSeq and is a predicted model, not a curated record. NCBI's taxonomy places the organism in Eukaryota, Ichthyosporea, Ichthyophonida.
AUGUCCACAGGUAUAUACCUAACUGAUUUGACAUUCAUCGAGGAAGGCAAUCCUGACAAGCUGCCUGGUGGACAGAUUAACUUCAACAAGCGACGUAUCUUUGCCGGGACCAUCACACAGAUUCUCGAUUACCAGAAGAAUGAGUACAAUUUCACUGUCGUGAAUGGUCUGCGAUGGCAUCUCACGCACCUGUUCUUGUCCUGGAAUGAGGACGGGUUGUAUAAACAGUCUCUAUUAGUCGAGCCGCGCCAAAACUAGGCAGACAUAGAAUACCAGCUGAACAAGGGCAUGAUGCAUAAGCAGUCGUACAGUAGGGAUACAAAGAACGUGUGCCAAUUCGGUACAUGACCCCAAUAUAUCGAGUAUAUGAUGAGCAUUUAUUUAAAAAUGAUAAAUGGAGGUCUCAACAGCCAAUCGGAAUUGUCGAAGUGGGGAUUGUCACACCUGCCAGUUCGGCACGUCUGCCAAUUUUAAUCUGAGCUAUGGAGAGGACGUAUACACAGUAUCCGUAAAAGUAAAUCCAUAGUUUGUAAUUGUGAUACCAUUAAAUCGG